This is a messenger RNA of Marmota flaviventris (yellow-bellied marmot), 2548 nucleotides long. RefSeq names its product protein only RNase P catalytic subunit (gene Prorp). Gene Ontology annotation, molecular function: protein binding; ribonuclease P activity. Gene Ontology annotation, biological process: tRNA 5'-leader removal; mitochondrial tRNA 5'-end processing. The record is from RefSeq and is a predicted model, not a curated record. Lineage: Eukaryota; Metazoa; Chordata; Mammalia; Rodentia; Sciuridae. Gene Ontology annotation, cellular component: mitochondrial ribonuclease P complex; mitochondrion.
UUCAGUAGGGCUGUUUCCAUCUCACCCCGCCUCUGGCACUACACGUUUCAAAAUUGCCUUUUUUCUCGCCGCCAGGCCUUGCCCAACGCGUGCCACUCCCCGGCUUGCCCUCGGUAGCGCGGUGCGUUGUGGACACCGUAGUUUCCGCCGCGUCUAAGACUGGGUUAAGCCUGAGUACUGCGGUUCUCAGACAGGAAUGUAACAGACACCAGAGAAUCCCUUCUUUGUCUCCUGGCUUAGGACUCAGGACUGAUGUUGGAUAUCGCCCGAUCAUUGCUUUUGUUGCUGUUGGUAGCCUCCAAAGCAGAACCUUGGUUUGACUGUAAUACAAAAGGAGUCUCCUUUUUUAAAAAGUGGCGCUUCCACCCACUACUCUAAACCCCAAUUCCUUAAUUUUGUUGUGGAAGUAGGCUUUUCGGAACAUCUUGAUCACAGGUGCUGAUCUCAUUGCAUAAUGAAUUUUUUGUUGUCAGGUAUUCAAAGCUUUUCUAAGCUUUGGAAGUGCAGCCCAUGCUUUGGGCUAAGCCCAGGGCACUCUUGCUGCUUCUUCCUCUCAGACUACUGUGGCAUCAGGAACCAACAGAGAUGGUUUUCUCUCAAAAGCAUGUCUCCACAAAGUACCAAAGCUGGGAACGCAUCAAUUGCCAAGGCCAGAUAUCUCAGGAAAGGAGAUGAGGGCAGUAAUAAGCAAGUUUCUUCUGAUUCUCCUCAUCUUUUUGCAGCCGGAGCAGCUAAAAAGAGAUCACAGAUGAAUCCUCAGAGUAACGAUCAAGUCUUGUCACCUCUGAAGAAUAUUUCUAUUCAACUCCCAACAAAACCUUUGAAUUCCGAGGAGUGGGAUAAACUUAAGGAAGACUUUAAAGGAAAGGCCAAUUUUGAAAAUUGGAUAAGUUCACAGAUGGCUCACUGCCAUAGCCCUAUAGAUGUGGCUAAAUCUCUGCUGGCAUGGGUAGCAGCAAAAAACAAUGGUAUUGUAGGCUAUAAUUUACUGGUCAGGUAUUUGUAUCUCUGUGUCUUUCAUAAACAGACUUCAGAAGUUAUUGAUGUCUAUGAAAUCAUGAGAGCCAGAUACAAGAGGUUAGAAUCUGGGGGUUACAGUCUUCUCAUUCGGGGAUUGAUGCAUUCAGACAGAUGGAGAGAGGCCUUGAUGCUAUUAGAAGAUAUUAAAAAAGUCAUGACCCCUUCAAUAAAGAACUAUAAUGACUGUAUCCAAGGGGCUCUCCUUCAUCAAGAUGUGAACACAGCCUGGAAUUUGUAUCAGGAAUUGCUAGGUCAUGAUCUUAUUCCUAUGUUGGAAACUUUAAAAGCCUUCUUUGAUUUUGGAAAAGACAUAAAAGAUGAUCACUAUUCCAGCAAACUACUUGACAUUCUUUUGUAUUUAAGAAAUAAUCAGCUAUAUCCUGGGGAGUCAUUUGCACACAGUAUAAAAACAUGGUUUGAGAGUGUUCCUGGAAAACAAUGGAAAGGACAAUUCACCACAAUCCAGAAAAGUGGUCAGUGUUCAUGCUGUGGAAAAACCAUGGAGUCUAUUCAUCUGAGUCCAGAAGAGUAUGAAUUUCUUAAGAGAAAAAUCAUAAGGGAUGUAAUAGAUGGAGGAGACCAAUAUAAAAAGACAACACCUCAGGAACUGAAGAGGUUUGAGAACUUUGUAAAAUCCUGUCCUCCUUUUGAUAUAGUCAUUGAUGGCCUCAAUGUUGCCAAAAUGUUUCCUAAAGCUCGUGAAUCUCAAGUUCUCUUGGAUGUAGUUUCUCAACUAGCCAAACAGAAUCUGCAACUGCUGAUCCUGGGCCGGAAGCACAUGCUAACACAGCGUUUCCGGUGGAGAAAGGAUGAGAUGGAAAAAGUGCAAAAGCAAGCCAGCUGUUUUUUUGCUGAUGACAUCUCAGAAGAUGAUCCAUUCCUUCUAUAUGCCACACUGAAUUCGGGGAAUCACUGCAAGUUUAUCACAAAAGACCUAAUGCGGGAUCACAAGGCCUGUCUACCUGAUAUCAAGACCCAACGUCUAUUCUUUAAGUGGCAGCAAGGACAUCAGCUGGCAAUUAUAAAUAGGUUUCCAGGAUCAAAAAUAACCUUUCAGCAUAUUCUCACCUAUGACACAGUGGUGCAAACAACUGGAGACUCCUGGCACAUACCAUAUGAUGAAGACCUGGUGGAAAGAUAUUCCUAUGAAGUGCCAACCAAAUGGCUUUGUCUUCACCGAAAGACAUAAAGACUCUUACCCCUAUGCUAAAUUUGUGUUUAGUGCCCUCCUUUGUUAGCAUCAGAGCUCUGGUGUUUUUAUUGUUUUGUGGGUUUUUUUAGCACUGGGAUUAGACCCAGAGGCACUCUACCACUGAGAUACAUCCACAGCCCUUUUUGUUUUUUAUUUUGAGAUAGGGUCUCACUAAGUUGAGGGCCUCAGCCUCCUAAGUUGUGGGGAGUGCCUGGCAGCUUCAGAGCUGUUUAAUGCUCGCUUAGAGCAUUGCCUCUGUCCUGAAGAUAAAAGGGUUUUAUUAAUACUGUUUGGUUCUAUUGGUUUAUAUGUCAAUAAAUUGUUAUUUUAAGUAAA